Nicotiana tabacum (common tobacco) is the source of this 771-nucleotide messenger RNA. NCBI's taxonomy places the organism in Eukaryota, Viridiplantae, Streptophyta, Magnoliopsida, Solanales, Solanaceae. The record is from RefSeq and is a predicted model, not a curated record.
GAAACGUCCCGAUAACUCCACAAAUCUCUCCAAAUUCGAAGCAAUUGCAUUAUGCCGCGGCGACGGGACUACAACGACGACGCCGUGUAUGAAGAAGAGGAAGAGGAGGAGGAGGAGGAAGAAGAAGACGAGAGCUAUAGACGACGCAAACGGCGCAGAUCCGAUUUUAUUGAUGAUUUGGCGGAGGAAGAUUAUGACGACGAUGAUAAUGGCGGCACCGGUGGUAGUGGUAGACAACGCCCUAGAAGGAGGGCUGCUUUGGAAUUCUUCGACCUCGAAGCUGUAGAUAGCGAUGAUGAUGAGGAGGAGGAAGAAGAUGGCGAAGACGGUACAACUGGGAAGUUGGAAACGCUUCUUCUUGGGGGUCAAAUCCGGAUUAUCAGUUAUCUAGUCCUCGUUCAACGGCAUAUCAGGAGUAGGGAAUCCUCGUUCAACGGCGUAUCAAGCACCUACUCCUAGUUCUGGUUAGGCCAAAACUCCGAGAGAUAAUUACAAUGAUGCUGGGAUCCCAAGAGACAAGUUUCCUUUUUCAGGAAUCAAAAAGGAGAGUUACGUUGUCAUUUUGGAUCUUUGUAUGGAGAGUAUAAUUUCAUUUUCUUUACUCCAUGCUGUAAUGCUCCAAGUCCUUACUUGCCAUCAAUUCCUGGUAGACAACCACCAAUGACACCGCGUUCAGCAUAUAUACCUGGUACUCCUGAGAAGUGGUGGUUGUUGAGGUUUUUGUUAUUUAAGAUGAAAUAGUCUUAAAAUAAGGGUGAAUGAGAAAUAGAG